This is a messenger RNA of Dama dama (fallow deer), 1296 nucleotides long. RefSeq names its product GVQW motif containing 3 (gene GVQW3). The coding region runs from base 571 to 1296 and encodes 241 amino acids. The transcript is spliced from 2 exons. The record is from RefSeq and is a predicted model, not a curated record. NCBI's taxonomy places the organism in Eukaryota, Metazoa, Chordata, Mammalia, Artiodactyla, Cervidae.
GUGGGGCCUGGGCAGGCUGCCGCAGUGCGCCUGCGCGCGGCCUACCCGCGAAGGGACGGAAUGGCGCAUGUGGGCGUGUCUCCAGGGACUCUAGAGGCUCCAAGCCCUCUGCAGCUCCGGUAGGUUUGGCGUGCGCGGGUUUCCGCGGAUCUGGAGCGAGCCUGCACGUUACAACACCAAUGCGUAGUUUCUUGCUUGUUUAAAUUGCCACCACGUAGGCUUCUACUGCAGAAAUUGCCUUAGACUCUUCAGAGCCGCAGGCAACGGGACGAUCUUGGUGACUGAUUUGCACACCCCCAUCAGAUCUUCGUGCCCGAGUUGGACGCAGACGUGGGUUGUAGGAGAUUUCAUUUUACCCAGCUUUGCAGCUACACUGUGGCCCCGUUAGCUUCUAGAUUGGAAGCCCCAGGGGCUAAAAUUCAGAAAAGCAAUUACUCUUUUACCUCAUGAGGCUUCCAGAGGAGCAAGAAUAGCGGCAUGAUUCCACCUGCACCCCUAUAGAGAUUUAUCCCUCCGUCUUUCCUUCACAGUUGUGGCGUUUUAACGUUCUUGUGUUGCUUAAGCCCCAAAAUGAGUGACCGAUAUCUAGAACAAAGGAUUAGCAUCAAAUUUUGCGUGAAACUGAACAAGUCUGCAAGUGAGACUCACCAUCUUUUAAAAGAAGCUUACGGGAAUGAAGUCAUGUCAAGGGCCAGAGUUUUCGACUGGCACAAAAGGUUUAAAGAAGGACGCGAAGACAUUCGAGAUGAUGCCAGAAGUGGUCGUCCUGUCACCCACCGGACGGAUGAAAAUAUCAAGAAAGUCAAGGACUUGGUCUGUUCGAAUAGGCAGUUAACCGUGAGGAUGAUGGCCGAAGAGUUAAAUUUAGAUAAAGAAACUGUUAGGCUCAUUCUGAAAGAAAACUUGAAUAUGAGGAAAGUAUCUGCAAAAGUUAUAUCGGGUAUUUUGAAGGAUGAGCCUAAACCCCGAAAACUUCACUUUUGCUCUGAUCUUUCAAAGGAAACUAGGAAAAACAGCUCAUGUGUGAGGAGAAAGAUAGUUAUUUGUGUUUUCUGGGUCUGCACGGUCGAUAAAUUUUCAACGAGCAGUGAUUCUGUUCCUCAUCUUUCAUUGCUUUAUGGGACUUCAGGGAAUGAAAGCAUAACAUCCUGCUUUCCCAUAAGUUCUCUGGCCACUACCCUGGCACCAAUUAAAGACAUGUCCAUGCAAUUAAUCAAAACCAAUUUGGAAGCACUCUGGCACUGCUCCUCUGAUGUGCUGUCUGCUCCACAUACAGUAGUUCCUCAGCCGCAGUGA